AUGGCCGAGUCACAGUCAACAGCCAUGUCCUCGAAGCCGCGCACGAGCAGCAUAUCGCAAGCAUCAGAAAGCUCGCAAACAGCAGCCGACUUUAUCAAAGAACAACUCAGCCUCGAGGCAGAAGCACGCGAGGCUCUUCCAUACCAAUUCGACACCUGCACACGCGAUCUUGGUCCUCUCCGCCAGAGCCUCUACGCAUGCCUUACGUGCAACCCGGCACCAGCAUCGUCCGCUCAGCAGUAUACUCCAGCAGGCGUCUGCUACUCGUGUUCGAUCUCGUGCCAUGGCGAACAUACUCUUGUUGAGCUGUUCAACAAGCGGGACUUCAUAUGCGAUUGCGGAACUACUAGAAUACCGGACAUGACGCCUUGCACGCUCCGUAUCAACGCGAAGACUGGACGGAAAGGCGACGUGACGGGUGAGGAGCCAGCAAAGACGAACAAGUACAACCAGAACUUCAGAAAUAAGUUCUGUGGCUGCGGCGAGGACUAUGACCCCAAUCAAGAGAAGGGAACAAUGUUCCAGUGCCUUGGGCUUGGAACUUGCGAAGAGGGCGGCUGUGGCGAAGACUGGUGGCACCCUGAGUGCCUGGUAGGCUUCACUCGGGCUGAGUAUAGCAAGAUGAUAGAGAAGCCGAAAAUUGACGACACGACUGGUCCUGAAGACGCAAUGGAGACCGACAAACCUACGACAGAUGGAAAUAAGAACAGCGAACACACAGAUGAAAAGGCGCCUCCGAAUUCAACGGAUAUUGCGGCUGCAGUGGCAAGUGAUGAUGGAGUUGACGGAAACGACAUUGCAGGAGAUGCUGGUACUCAAGAGGACGAUGACCCACCACUACCUCCAGGUUUUCCUGAGGAGGACGACUUCGAUCACUUCAUCUGCUACAAGUGUGUCGCGGCAAACCCUUGGAUCAAGCAGUACGCUGGUUCAACUGGAUUCUUACCACCAGUCUUUCACGACAAGACUAUCGCGCUUUCUCAUGCACAAAAGUCCACCGUGUCAACUUCAGAGCACAUGAACGGCGAUUCUAAGAAACGCAAAGCUUCCGGCGAAGACGAAGAGGAACAGACAGCAACGCAUCUCCAAGCACCCGCUCCGGCUAAGCGCCAAAAGUCUGAAGACCCAAGCGGCACACUCUCCAGCAUUCCCGAAGAAACCAAGACACUUCCCAUAACACCAAAGAAGCCGGAAACGCCCAAGCACGCUUCCCUCCCUCUUUUGCCCGAAGCUGCUCUUACAACACCCUUCUCUCUCUUCCUCAAGCCUGACUUCCGCGAUCAUCUAUGCCACUGCGACGCCUGCUAUCCCCAACUGAAAGCUCAUCCUCAACUCCUAGAAGAGGAAGACACCUACGAGCCCCCCGUAUCCGAAGAGGGCGAGGAAGGUGGACAAUCAGUUGGCACAGGCAGUAUUCUCGAUCGUGGCGAAGCAGCAUUCAACAACAUGGACCGUGUACGUGCUAUUCAGGGUGCAAUGGCAUAUGCGCACCUAAAAGACAAGGUUUCGGCGUUCUUGAAACCUUUUGCUGAGUCGGGUCAAGCUGUUGGCGCAGAAGAUGUCAAAGCGUAUUUUGAGAAGCUGAGAGGUGACGCGCAGGGUAUUCAGGAGGCUGCUGGUGAAGCGAAAGCAAGUAGGGAUGAUGGAGAUGAUGGUGGAGCUGGAGGGGAUGGGAGGAAGGAGCAAAGUGCCGGCGGUGUUGGCACGGCGCCGGAUGUCGAUGCAGUUACCUCCGGAGGUGGCGCGAUAGAGGAUGAGAGAGAGGGCUGCGAGGAAGCCUCUGGAAGUGAUACCACGGAUGAAGAAGAUGGGGUUGGUUGCGCCGAGCUUUCAGGGGCGCUUGAAGUCGUCGGUGUGAUGGAGGAUGCCAACGCGGGCGGUGUAGGUGUAGGCGCAGGAAUUUCGGACAUCGAAGAUGAUAGCGUGGGCGCCGUGGGCGUUGGCUCCGCUACCUUCGAAGAGGAACUUGCGAUUGAAGAUGAUGGGGCCAUCGAACUGGAAAGAACCGGCUCUGGCAUAGCGGAAGAGACAGGCGUCUCGGCUGGAGCAUUCGAUGGAGACGAUGUAGGUGCACCAGCCACUUCUGAUGAUAAUGGAGAAGAGGCCAAAGAAAUGGACUCUUGCGCUUCGGAUGGCAUAGCUGACUCCUCAUCUGAUGCAGUCUCGGAAGGUACAGCAGCUGUUGGCGAGCCGGACGAUAUGGGAAGUGGGAGUGCCAGAGAAGUUGAAUUGACCAGAGGUGAGGAGGAUGACGCCUGUACAACCGACUCGAUCACGGAAAGAGCACUUGUAAUCACCGAACUAGCAGUGGUAUUGGCAACAGGCAAACUUGAAGGUACUGCCGCGGGAUGGGUGAAGCCAGACAAGCCUCCAGUGGUGGAAGCUGGGACCGCGCUUGUCGCCGAUGCAGGAGGAAUAGCAAGCGAAGUAGACGUCUCUUCCUCUAUGGCUGUCUUGUUAUCGACCGCCCCUACUGAACUCGACAAAAUUCCAGUUUCGAUGGCGGACGAGAUUGGCACACUGACGCUCUCUGUUGGC
Messenger RNA from Alternaria burnsii, 2538 nucleotides. RefSeq names its product metaphase-anaphase transition protein. Gene Ontology annotation, molecular function: ubiquitin protein ligase activity; zinc ion binding. Gene Ontology annotation, cellular component: cytoplasm. The annotation marks the transcript as partial. The transcript has 7 exons. Lineage: Eukaryota; Fungi; Ascomycota; Dothideomycetes; Pleosporales; Pleosporaceae. The record is from RefSeq and is a predicted model, not a curated record.